UUGCAGCCUCCCAGCCUGGCUAGUAGGACCGCCAUGGCAGACAGCUGUUGUCCAGCAAACCCCGCAGCUGUUCCAGCUGUGCCCACCAUCUCUACAUGCUCCAACUGUCACAGCGUUAGAAACGCUAUCCGUUUGCCCAGUUCCUGCCAGAGUAGGACGUGGCAACUGGUUACACAUCAAGAAAACUGCAAACGAUCCAACAGUGCCCCAGUUAGUGCUGGACCUGUUUCUUGUCCAUCACCCUGCUGCCCAGAAACUUCUUAUGUGGGUUUUGUUUGCCAACCCAUAGGUUCACGCACAGCCUGCCGUGCAACUGACACCGGUGGGACUCCUCACCCAGCUGCCUCACACCAGCCCUCCAAUUUGGAGUCUUCUGGUUGUCGCACAAUAGGUGAUAACAGCCCCUGCCACCAGAGCUCCAGCCAGGGACCUGCCUGCACCUCAGGGUCAUGUCAGGCAGCAUGUGACCCCUCAGUCUACUGUGAUGAUGGAUCCUGCCAGCCAUCCUGCUCUGAAGCAACUUCCUGCGUUGAGACUCCAUGCCUACCAGCCAGCUGUGAGGCUAGCUCAUGCCAGCCAACCUGCUGCCAAGGAGGGUCACAACCCAUCAGAGGCGAAGGUCAGCUCCGCAAGCCAGUUUGCUAUCAACCCAUCUGCUACGUUCUCAAGUCCUGCCAGUCAGUUCCCUGCAUGGUUGCCUCCUGCCAGCCAUUAACUUGUAUGUGUUCUUGCAGUCAAACCUGCUGUGUGCCCUCCCCCUGCCAGCCACUUCACUGCCAACCGGCACCUCCAAUCUCCUUCAUCUGCCAGCCAGUGGCUACCUGCCAGUCCCCCUGCUUCGUAAAGAGCAGCAGUAAACCAGCUUCCUGUGUUACGAUUUCUGGCCAAUCGGCUUGUGGUGGACCCAGAUCCACUCAGAGUGGCUACCAUUCUCCUUCCUGCCAGCCCCCUUGCUGUGUGACUGGUUUAGGCAAACCUUCCAGCAGUGGUCCCAGCUGCUGUCCAUCAACGUCUCCAAACACAUGCCAAGUGGGAACCUGCGUGCCUACUUCCUGACAACCUCGCUGUGAGUCCAGCCUUUCU
Messenger RNA from Acomys russatus (golden spiny mouse), 1083 nucleotides. Its product is annotated as keratin-associated protein 29-1-like. NCBI's taxonomy places the organism in Eukaryota, Metazoa, Chordata, Mammalia, Rodentia, Muridae. The record is from RefSeq and is a predicted model, not a curated record.